AAACGUACUCACCCUAUUGACCAUUUGCCAUUUUGGAAAUAACGAAGGUUUAAACCUUCCUUAUUUCCAGAUUUAAUUUAUUAAGGGGUUCUUUAUGUAGGUAAUUUAUUCUAAAUGACAGAUUCUUAGCGAAGUUAUAUAAAAUUUUUACUUCUUCAAUUUUUUGUGUGAUUUUCUUAAUGAAAAAUUCUAUAAUUGAAAUGUUAUUUCAAUGCGUUUUCUACCCUUAAUUCGCUAACAUUUCGAAAAUCAAAAUAAAACUCAAACCACAGACAAACAGACGUAAAUCUCUUUUUAAUUCCAUCAAUCAGGAAUAUAACGGCUGAUUUGAAUUUAAACUUAAUUCUCGGAUUAUCCACCAAAAUAGGAUGGCGCUGCAAUCAAGGCACACUUUCAAAUGACGUUUAAGCUAGCGCGCCAAAAGUUUCAGGUAGCGCGCCAAAAGUUUUGUUUUUUUUCUGCUGCUACUUGAGUGUGAGGAUGGACCAGUUUGGAGAAGAUUGGUCGGUGGAAUUUUUGGAUCCGGACCCGCCUCCGGGUGUGGAUUCCGCUGAAUGGUCUGUUGAGCAUUUAGAUAAUCCUCAAUCCUUCCCGGCCGAACCGUUAGAAGAAGAGACGCCGGAUUGGUUUGAAAGUUUUAUCACAAAACACGAGCUACAGGAUGAAGAUAUGCCGGAUGCGAACUGCGGAAGUCUACUGCUAGACCGACACGAGCCACUGGACGAAGAAAUGCCGGAAGCUACGAGUAACGAUUCCGGUGUUCUGAACAUCGGAAGAUUCUUAAGCAAUUCCAACAACGAGACGCCGUCCCAUUCAGCUGAUUUUAUUAUUUCAUCCGUCGGCGUUGAUGGUGUACCCCAACUUGACCAGGUGAAUGGGUUAGGCAAUGCAGUGUCCACCGGAAUCGCCUCGCCAACCUCGAGCACGCAAGAGACCGCGAGAAUCUUGACUCCGUCGUGGUUCUCAAAUCCGGCCUUCGUGAAUGACGCGGUGUCCAGCGAUGGCAGUUGCGCGACCCGGCCGACUUCGAGGACGCAAGAGACCGCGAGAAUCUUUACACCGUCGUGGUCCUCAAAUCCGGCCUUCGUGAAUGACGCGGAAUCCAGCGAUGGCAAUUGCGCGGCUCGGCCGACUUCGAGCACGCAAGAGACCGUGAUAAUCUUAACUCCGUCGUGGUCCUCAAAUCCGGCCGUCAUGAAUGACGCUGUGUCCAGCGAUGGCGAUUGCGCUUACCACGAUUUCAGCAACUCGGUAUUGACAACCCGGCCGACCUCGAGAAUGUUGACUCCGUCGUGGCCCUCAAAUCCGUCCCUCAUGGAUGAACCGGUGUCCAGCGAUGGCAAUUGCGCGACCCGGCCGACUUCGAGAACGAGUCUACCAAACAGCGUUUCUCGUGAAGAGUCGAUCGUUUACAGCAUCGUAUGGCCAUCCCCGCAAUCUCCGAACCGUGUUGAUAUCAUCAAACGAGACCUGGUAAGGUUGAAGAUGUAGGUAUAGACCGUCGACAACAAGGUCAACCUGGUCUCAUACGAAUAUUUGGUUGCUUGCAAGUGGACUAAAUUGCUUGCCGAGAAGGUAGCUUAACCUCACGCCAAGAAAUUUAUUAUUUAAACUCAUGGCCAAUUUGUGGGCAUUGUUCACAAACAGCGCAGUAAUACCCAAACCACCCUCAAACUGGUGCAUCUUUCCAUCAACCUCUGCAGCCUACACGAAUGUUUCCUCGGCAAGAUUUACCUAGUGCAUGGCCGCAAUCGGACGCGGACGUGGACCGUCUGCGUGAGUUAAGAAUUUGAACUUCUUGCAUUCUUCUCACAUGUUGGUAAACAAAUGUAAAUGUUAGUAAACAAAUCUCCCUCCUCUCACUACAACAAGAGUGACCGCGUUCACUCACACACUAACCAAUUCUCCUAUAGAGUUAUGCUUAAUGCUAGUAUUGGCCACCAGAUCGAGCUACUAGCUAACCUUUUUCCAUUUUUUUUGUGAUUGAUGGAUUUUCGUUAAAUUUGUUCAAUGAUUUACGUCUGUUUGUCUGUGCUCAAACUUACACUAAUGUGUGCACCUCAAGAAGCACAAGGUUCGUUUUCAAUUCAUGAUCAUGUGUAGAAGAACCUUUAAAUUUGUCAUUCUAAGUAAAAUUUAAUGGCAACUAUUGAUUUCAAUAAAAAUAUACGAGAAGCCAAUCUAGCAGCGUUUGAAAUUGGAAAGCAAAUGAUAAAAAUGAGUUAUUAUCUUUGAUUUGCUUUA
Culex quinquefasciatus (southern house mosquito) is the source of this 2244-nucleotide messenger RNA. RefSeq lists its product as uncharacterized. The record is from RefSeq and is a predicted model, not a curated record. NCBI's taxonomy places the organism in Eukaryota, Metazoa, Arthropoda, Insecta, Diptera, Culicidae. Bases 481 to 1491 code for a protein of 336 amino acids. The transcript is spliced from 2 exons.